CCUUCUCUCUUCCGCAGCUCAAUCAACUUUCUCUCUCUCCAUCUCUCUCUCUGAUCCAAAAAAAAAAAGAAAAGAAAAGAAAAAGACAUCCAUAUUAACACAAAGAUGGAGCAACAACAAAAUUUACCAGUAAUAGCCAAAAGAAUAAGGAGUAUGGUACGUGUGGUUUUCUUCAUGUUGAGAAAAGGUCUAUCAAAAAGAAAGCUCAUGGUUGAUUUCAACAUGAUGCUCAAACGCGGCAAGAUAGCCGGGAAAGCCCUCAGCAAUCUCCUCCACCACCACAGCCACCACCACGUCUCCCCCUUCGUGGCGCCCCCCAAUGAGUACGAGUUUAGCUGCAGCAACACCCCCAACUACACUUUCCCUUUCCACCUCAACAAGAGGAAGGGCCACUACCACCAUUUCUUCGGGUGCGCUCACGCGCCGUCUGUUCAUGACGAUGAUAUCGCCACUGCCAACGCCGUCAAGGUGGUUCUCGAGAUGUUCAACAAUAAUGACAUGGUGGUUGAGGCUUCCCCGGCGUUGCCAGGUUUCGGACAAAGCCCGUUUGUGAGGCCGCUGAGAAUAACGGACUCUCCCUUCCCAUUAAGAGACGUUGAUGAAGAUAACGGGUAUGUUGACAAGGCAGCUGAAGAAUUUAUUAAAAAAUUCUAUAAAGAGUUGAAGAAGCAGAAGAAAAUGUCCAUGGCUGAGUGUUAAUUAGGAUUCCUGUUUUUUUUUUUCUUAAUCAUUAAGUUAAUUAUGAUUAUGUUGUUAAUCAGUAUAAAUGAGAAUAAUAAUUAAAAGUUUGUAUGAACUUUUAAGGUUUUAA
Messenger RNA from Mangifera indica (mango), 811 nucleotides. RefSeq lists its product as uncharacterized. Lineage: Eukaryota; Viridiplantae; Streptophyta; Magnoliopsida; Sapindales; Anacardiaceae. The coding region runs from base 106 to 699 and encodes 197 amino acids. The transcript has a single exon. The record is from RefSeq and is a predicted model, not a curated record.